CCAUAGAGCAUUGAUUUAUUGCACUUGCAGUGAUACAUGAUGUCUGAUUAUAAGUCUGGAGGUUCACUUAAACAUACAAAUUAUGAAGUGCAUUUUAAAGGUGAACAUGUACUUCAUUACCCAUGGAAGCCAUAUACUGGUACAACCCGCAAGCAAGAAGUGGAAGUGAAAAUGUUAUGCCAUGUUACUCAUUUCUAUGAAGCCGAUCGUAUAAUUUGUAAUAAUAAUGGCAAAGAUUAUCAAAUUGAGUUUAAAGCUUUUGAAAAAUGUGGAAAAGAUGGAAGCAUGGAAACGUACCGGAGUCAGAGUCCUGCAAGUAUUGAGCCUAAUGAUUCUACAAUGUAUGAGCCUGUAUCUUGUUAUAGCAACCUUUUCCCUGGAUACUAUUCAUGGUGGUCUCCUGUAAAUGAACGUGGCUCUUUUUUUGGCACCAUUGAGUUCUCAGCCCAAGUAGAUGAUUUGAUAGAGUGUUACAAGAAAGCAUUCGAUCUGCCAUCUAAAGAAAUCCAAUUUCGUUGUGGUGGCACUCUUCGUUACAAGAAGCAGGCAUGCAAAGUAAUUAUAAUCUGCUUAAAAGAAGUAUUUAAUCUACCAGAUAAAGAAUACCCAGAGAUGCCAAUGAUGACAGAAAGAGAAAUUAAGCUUCAAUAUGAUAAUCCCGAAAAUUUCAUAUAUGAUACGUUUGCCUUUAUGUUUCAUUUUCCGAAAAGGCACAUGCGGAUGAACUGCCCAGAACAAGCAAUAAUAUGCAAGGAAGUAUAUCACAAUUAUAAAAGUUGUGCUAAAUGGCGUAGGUGUCCAAAUGGUAAUAAAGAGCCUCCCAAGCUACUGAAGUUGAAACUUGAGAACAUGAAGAAAAGAAGAGAAGAAAAAGCAGUCGGCUCAAAAUCAGCACAUAUUGCACUGUCUCCUUUGGAAGAUGAGAAGCCCAAGGAAGAAAUGGAAGAUGAGAAGCCCAAAGAAGAAAUAGAAGAUGAGAAGCCCAAGGAAGAAAUGGAAGAUGAGAAGCCCAAGGAAGAAAUGGAAGAUGAGAAGCCCAAAGAAGAAAUAGAAGAUGAGAAGCCCAAGGAAGAAAUGGAAGAUGAGGAGCUCAAGGAAGAAAUGGAAGAUAAAGAAGUGAAAGACCAUCCCAGCAUGCCCAAAAAAAGAAAACGAAAUGAUGAAGAUGACAAUGGCGAGGAUGAUUUGGGUCCUAUACUCAAAAAGAGUGGUCCUGUUCAGUUCUAAUAUUAACAUGGGGAAUUGGGGGGUUAUUUAGCUAUAGCUUUUAUAAUAAAUUAGCUUUAUUUAGUUGCUGCAAUGAUGUUUUAGAGAUAUUUUAAUGCUUCUUUACAAGGAAAAAGUUCACGAUUUGUGAAUAUUGUUAACAAAGUGUGAA
Messenger RNA from Amphimedon queenslandica, 1378 nucleotides. RefSeq lists its product as uncharacterized. Lineage: Eukaryota; Metazoa; Porifera; Demospongiae; Haplosclerida; Niphatidae. The record is from RefSeq and is a predicted model, not a curated record. Bases 37 to 1227 code for a protein of 396 amino acids. The transcript has 2 exons.